GCUAGUAUUAUCUCAACGUGCAACGUGGCAGCUUCUGAAGGGUAUCUAUGUUAGCAUAGACACUUUUGAAUUUAGUUAUAUAUCUGUAUGUACUGUACGGACUAGGUUGAUGUGUGUGUGUACUGGAGAAGAUGCGAUUUUCUGAAAAUGUAAACAUCUUUUGCUGACAGCUAUGUGGCUCCUGUUACUGGGAAGAUCACAAACAAUACACAUCACUUCUUUUGCUGGAAAAGAAGACACAUUAUAAGAAUAUCUGACAAAUUCAGUUGUGCUGAACAAAACAAUGUCUGAAAAGACUGAGAACCAAACCUCAGACCUUUCUGAUGCACACGGAGGCCAUAUGGAUGUGACGCCUUCAGAUGGCUCAGUGGUUGAGCACAGAGGAGAACCGUAUACGUGUGAUCAGGUGAAGACUGAGGAGGAUGAAGUUCCUAUAAAUACGGAUACAGAUGAAGAUAACCCUGAUAUAGUGAAAUUUGAGAUAACAGAAGAUCUGUUGGGAGCCUCGGAUGAGGAAACCAGUGACAGUAACUGUUCAGAUUAUAAUCCUAGAUAUCACCGGAAUGCUGAUGCUUCUUGCAGUAAAGAAAGAAACAUGAGAAAUGUAUGUUCUGAAUGUGGAAAAUGCUUUACCAGAAAAUCAAGUCUUGUUAAUCAUCAGAAAAUCCAUUUAGGAGAGAGACCAUUUUCAUGUUCUGAAUGUGGAAAAUGUUUUAUAGAGAAAUCAACUCUUGUUAAACACCAGAACAUUCAUAAAGGAGAGAAAGCAUAUUCUUGUUCUUAUUGUGGGAAAAGUUUUAAUCAGAAAUCAACUCUUACUACACAUGAGAAAAGUCAUACAGGAGAGAAACCAUUUUCAUGUUCUGAAUGUGGGAAAUGUUUUAUGCGGAGAUCAGAUGUUCAUAAUCAUCAGAUAAUUCAUACAGGAGAGAAACCAUUUUCAUGUUCUGAAUGUGGGAAAUGUUUUAACAGGAAAUCAAAUCUAAUUAGUCAUCAGAAAUCUCACACAGGAAAGAAAGCGUUUUCAUGUUCUGAUUGUGGUAAAAGUUAUGUCUGGAAAGGAGAUCUUGUUUAUCAUCAGAAAUAUCAUACAGGAGAGAAAGGAUUGUCAUGUUCUCAGUGUGGGAAAUAUUUUACCUGGAAAUCUGAUUUUAUUGCUCAUCAGAAAACUCAUACAGGAGAGAAAUCCUUGUCAUGUUCUGAAUAGGUAACAGUGACUUUGAGGCUACAUUUCUGAGCUUAACUAGUGCUAGAGAAAAUAUUUUAUUUUCUUCCAUAAGGCAGGGAGAGUCCACAACUUCAUUUCUGGCCACCAGGAGGAGACACACCAGCCAAAGGCUUAAAUAUCCCUCCCACUACCCCUAUCCCCCAGUCAUUCUUUGCCUUUCGUCACUAUAGGAGGUGGCAUAGAAGUGUCAGAAGAUCUGGAGUUUUAAGUAAUCAUGUCAACCUCUCAGUGAGAGUAUUGAUGAAAGUUAGAGUAUUUCAUCAAUAGACUGUCGCUAACAGCUCCUGAGCAAUCAGUGUUGACAAGUUUCACUGGUUGCUGCUACACACUCAAGUCCAUGUCAGAAGCAUUGCUGCAAGACUGUCACACUUGAGAGGCUGUGCCUGUUCCACAGCAUGGAUCUUGGAGGGUAAGACCGUCUUUUAUAUAUAACAUUUAAAAGGCUAUACAGAGUCAGUGUUGCUCCUUUUUACCUCAAUAGGAUCAAGGGUUAAUAUCUCAUUCAGGGAGAUUAUUUGAACAGCUUAGGGAUUUAUAUCUGCUUAAUGUAAGAGUUUCUUUAAGCUCAUAGACUGUGUGUUUUUUUUGGCUUUGAACAAACAGGUUUCAUUUUCAUUUUGUAGUGUUACGCAGCUCAUAAUAGCUUGGCGCCCUUUUUCAUAGCAGGGGAAGUCCUGUCUUACGCAUCACGUGACCGGGUGCAGUCUCUUUCUUUUCCUAAGAUCCUGCUGCAGACAUCACUCCUGAGGAGAGCUUUUUCACUGUUAGCUGUCUGGGUCUAGGAGGUGGUGAGUGCCCCAGCCAUUGGGAGUAUUAAGGUGCUGUUUUUUAAAUAAAAGCGUUUCUUUUUGCUUGUCCCUCUGUGGGUAUAUACAAAGCUAUGGAGGACUCAUACUACAUUAGGUGAGGUUAUGUCCCGCUCCUUCUGUACUGAUUAAUAAUUCCUGUUUAUAUUGUGAGGAGGCUGUGGUUUGCCCGCCUAAACACUGUUCU
Messenger RNA from Bombina bombina (fire-bellied toad), 2221 nucleotides. Its product is annotated as gastrula zinc finger protein XlCGF17.1. The coding region runs from base 284 to 1207 and encodes 307 amino acids. Lineage: Eukaryota; Metazoa; Chordata; Amphibia; Anura; Bombinatoridae. The transcript is spliced from 6 exons. The record is from RefSeq and is a predicted model, not a curated record.